AAAAGACACAACUAUCCUUAACUUACCCUUAUGGCCUUAUCAUCAUCGUGACAGCCUCCAGUACCCCACAUCCUCCAUCGUUGCGCUCAUCGAAUGUCGCCUCCCACAAGCUGCUGGUAGCUCGAAUCUGUAAUCCCCUUUUCUUCCACCAUCUACAAUUGUUUUAAUACAUUGGUUCCAACUUCUGGUGCUUCUCCAGCUGAUCGAUUCCAUCGUUGCAAUUGAUUCGGAGCCUGCAAACAAUUUCUGCAACAGCAAAUAAGGUUUGCGACCUCAAUCAUCUCAACGACUGCCUCAUAUUUUUCCUCUUUGCCUCUGAAUUUUCCUUCAUAUGCGAUUUCAUCUUCUCAGCAUCAUUAGGUAUUAUCAAUUUCAUCUUCUUCUCUGUCAUCUUCUAAUUUUCUCAGCAAAUAACUUUUUUUUUCAAAUUGUUGCUGCGAUUUCAUUUAUUUUUUGGACGGAUUCUUUUGAGUUUUGACAUUAGCGAAUUGUGGAUGUUACACAAAGCAAUUAUCACUGCUAAUUGGGUAGAUUUGUCAAAGUGUAAUGCCUAAUAAGAAAAAAAAAUGAAAGUACAUAGCCCAUAUUGGUGAAAAGAGUAAAGUAGAUUAUUAUUUCCUGAAUCUAGGCUCUACAAUAUUGAACAUUUGAACUUCAGUUUUAAACAAAAAAAACAGGUAGAUAGAAAAAAGAAAAGAUGGUGUUUGCAACAGCCAUAAGUUCAUGUCCACAUCUUCAUUUCCCAAAGAGACUUUCUGCAACUCAAAAAAAGAUCAGAUGUUGUUCAACUAUCUCAUCAUCAAUCUCUACAACCUUUGACCUUAAAACUUAUUGGUCAACUUUAAGAGAAGAAAUUAAUCAGAAGCUUGAUGAAGCUAUACCUGUCCAAUACCCUAAUCAAAUCUAUGAAUCCAUGCGUUACUCUGUUCUUGCAAAAGGAGCAAAAAGAGCACCACCAGUUAUGUGUGUUGCCGCCUGUGAACUCCUUGGCGGCAACCGCCUUGCCGCCUUCCCCACCGCCUGUGCCCUUGAAAUGGUCCACGCGGCCUCUCUAAUCCAUGACGACUUACCAUGCAUGGAUGACGACCCAUCACGCCGUGGUCAACCCUCGAACCACACUGUCUUCGGUAUGGACAUGGCAAUCCUGGCGGGAGACGCCCUAUUCCCGCUAGGGUUCCGCCACAUCGUCUCUCACACCCCCACCAACCUCGUCCCCCAAACCCAACUCCUCCACGUCAUCACUGAAAUCGCCCGAGCAGUGGGGUCCACUGGCAUGGCUGCGGGUCAAUUCGUUGACCUCGAGGGCCCACCAAACACCGUAGAAUUCAUCCACGAAAAGAAAUACGGUGAGAUGGGCGAGUGCUCGGCGGUUUGUGGCGGUUUACUGGCGGGCGGUGAUGAUGAUGAGAUCCAACGGUUGAGAAGGUACGGGCGGGCGGUGGGGAUUUUGUAUCAAGUAGUGGAUGAUGUUUUGGAGGCAAAAGUGAAAGGGGAGGAGAAGACUGGGAAGAGUUAUGUGGCGGUUUAUGGUGUUGAUAGGGCGGUGGAAGUGGCGGAGGAGUUGCGGGCGGAGGCUAAGAGGGAGUUGGAGGGUUUUGAGAAGUAUGGUGACAAGGUUUUACCAUUAUAUAGUUUUGUUGAUUAUGCGGUUGAUAGAGGGUUUAGUUUUGCUGAUAAGGUUUGAUUCUGUUAAAUUUUGUAAUUUCUGUCAUGUUUUAGAUAUAGAGACUUUAGUUCUCUUAUAUAUUUUAGUUUUGUUUGGAAACGGAAAUAAAAAAGUAUUUUAGUCAAAAAAUGUGUUGUAUUUGGAUUACAUUGUGAUCUUUUUAUUUUACUUAAUGAUAAUAUGUGCAUAAAAG
Messenger RNA from Lactuca saligna, 1859 nucleotides. The record is from the annotation of a GenBank genome assembly. Lineage: Eukaryota; Viridiplantae; Streptophyta; Magnoliopsida; Asterales; Asteraceae.